Molecule: messenger RNA, 1019 nt
Organism: Synchiropus splendidus (mandarinfish)
Lineage: Eukaryota; Metazoa; Chordata; Actinopteri; Syngnathiformes; Callionymidae
Gene: abt1
Product: activator of basal transcription 1
Exons: 5
Coding region: 85-939 (284 amino acids)
Biological process (GO): endonucleolytic cleavage in ITS1 to separate SSU-rRNA from 5.8S rRNA and LSU-rRNA from tricistronic rRNA transcript (SSU-rRNA, 5.8S rRNA, LSU-rRNA); small-subunit processome assembly; endonucleolytic cleavage in 5'-ETS of tricistronic rRNA transcript (SSU-rRNA, 5.8S rRNA, LSU-rRNA)
Cellular component (GO): nucleolus
Molecular function (GO): RNA binding
Source: RefSeq, a predicted model, not a curated record
CGGAAAUCCAUCAUGUUGUAACACGUGAGAAAACAGGAGUGUUUUUAAGCGCUCUAAAAGAUAAACUGUUUGCAGUGUCGAUUGAUGGAGACAAUGAAUUCAGAAGAGAAGGCGAUGACCUCCAGUGAGGAAAAACUGGAAGAAGACGAGCUGGAUGAAGAGGAGGAAAAGCAGAGUGAUGAAGAUGAAGCACAUGAAGGAUGUGGGGCUGCAGAUUUGAAGGACAGUGAUGAAGAAGUUGGGGAGGAUGAUGGUGAUGUCAAACGGAUCAGUAAGGUGAAGGGCACGGCUUCGGACAGGAAGUGUGUUCCUGGGAUCAUAUACCUGGGCCACGUUCCUCCACGGCUCCGGCCCAAACAUGUGAGGAACAUGUUGUCAGUUUACGGGGAAAUCGGACGCAUCUUCCUGCAGCCUGAAGACCGCCAGGUGAGAGCGAGGAAGAAGAAGUCUGGUCUGAGAAGGUGUGACUUCACCGAGGGCUGGGUGGAGUUCCGGGACAAGCGCGUGGCUAAGCGAGUGGCUGCUUCGCUGCACAACACGCCCAUGGCCACCAGGAAGCGGCAGUGGAUCGCCUCAGACCUGUGGUGCAUGAAGUACCUGCACAGGUUCCAGUGGACUCACCUCAGCGAGCGUCUCUCCUACGAACGUUCGGUUCUGCAGCAGCGACUCAGAACUGAAAUCUCUCAGGCCAAGAGGGAGACCAACUUCUACCUGGAAAACGUGGACAAGAGCGCCCACCUGGAGCGGAAGAGGCGGCGAGACGGACCACAGCAGGGGGAAGGAAAGUCGUGGGACUUCACUCAGCGCCAGACAGAAGAGGAGAUCCAGUCCAAGAAGAAAAGGAAGAAGCAGGAGGACAAGACCCGCCACAUGCAGCAGCAGAGCCGAUCAAAUGUCUCGCUGCUUGCCAAAAUUUUCAACUCCGCUCCGGCGCAGUAGCAAAAGGGACACGCCCCUUUUCAGUGGAAAAACUUCCCGACCCGCUUCACUUUGUAAAUAUCAAUGAGGAAUAAAGUGUU